This is a messenger RNA of Tuber melanosporum (Perigord truffle), 1051 nucleotides long. RefSeq lists its product as uncharacterized. Lineage: Eukaryota; Fungi; Ascomycota; Pezizomycetes; Pezizales; Tuberaceae. Gene Ontology annotation, molecular function: structural constituent of cytoskeleton; GTPase activity; GTP binding. Bases 1 to 822 code for a protein of 273 amino acids. The record is from RefSeq and is a predicted model, not a curated record. The transcript has 5 exons. Gene Ontology annotation, biological process: microtubule cytoskeleton organization; mitotic cell cycle. Gene Ontology annotation, cellular component: microtubule; cytoplasm.
AUGGCCACUUUCUCCGUUGUUCCUUCACCUAAGGUCUCAGACACCGUUGUUGAACCAUACAACGCCACCUUAUCGGUACACCAGCUUGUCGAGAACUCUGAUGAGACCUUCUGUAUUGAUAAUGAAGCCCUGUACGAUAUCUGCAUGCGUACUCUUAAACUCUCAGCUCCUUCCUACGGAGACCUUAACCAUCUGGUCUCUGCCGUCAUGUCUGGUGUUUCAACCUCUCUCCGAUUCCCUGGGCAGCUUAACUCUGACCUCCGCAAAUUGGCUGUUAACAUGGUGCCUUUCCCACGUCUCCACUUCUUCAUGGUUGGGUUUGCGCCCCUCACCUCCCGCGGCGCCCACUCCUUCCGUGCCGUCAGCAACAUGAUGGCAGCAUCCGACUUCCGCAACGGCCGUUACCUGACCUGUGCUGCUAUCUUUCGUGGAAAGGUUUCCAUGAAGGAGGUUGAGGACCAAAUGCAUAAUGUACAGAACAAGAAUUCAUCAUACUUUGUCGAAUGGAUCCCCAACAACGUUCUCACUGCCCUGUGCUCAAUUCCUCCUAAGGGGUUGAAAAUGAGCUCUACCUUCAUUGGAAACUCUACCAGCAUUCAGGAGCUUUUCAAGCGUAUUGGCGACCAGUUUACCGUCAUGUUCAGGCGUAAGGCUUUCUUGCAUUGGUACACUGGUGAAGGGAUGGACGAAAUGGAAUUUACUGAAGCGGAAUCCAACAUGAACGAUUUGGUUUCCGAGUACCAGCAGUACCAAGAUGCCACCGUCUCUGACGAUGAGGGUGAAGCUUAUGAGGAGGAAUUGCCUGCUGAGGAGGAGGCCUAAAAGCUGCAACUUCAAAAAGUCAGUAUGAUUCGAGAAUACCAACGACUAGAUAUUGUUUCGUGUCUUUGAAUAGGUUUCGAACUAUUGGUUUGUUGGCUCAAUUGCGUUCAAAGGGAGUUGCUAUUGUCUUUGGUCUUCCGAGAAUUCCUCAUCUUUCGUUUCAUUUUGUACUGCGGCUAGCAGCUUUAUUUGGCAGUGAGCUUUGUUUAAUCAAUUGCUCUACGGUGAA